GAUAGAGGAGCAACAACUAGCACAUUCAGACCUGAUCAACUGAACACAAGGUUUCAUUCAAAGCAGUGGGGUGUACGGUCCUGUUAGUGACAGAGAGUUCAGCUUGAGGCUCUUGCUGGUCACGCCCCUUAUCUGGAUGAAGCAGUGGAUCAUGUCUGAGGUGAAUAUGUUGGGACAUAGUCAGUUUUCACCAUCGGAGGGAUUUUGUCUCACCGCCUCCUCAUUCUUCGAUGUGAUGGCAGACCAACCCAACCUGCCCUUGCAAGAUCCAGAUGUCUCUGCCUACGCUCAAUAUCCCAACGCACCCUUACCUUCAAUGCAGCUGUGCUCCACCACCCCUCCAUAUUACCCCAGCAACAACUACUACACCCAGUAUUCCGAUGCCUGGUACUCCUCAGCUAUGUAUGAUGCUAAGAAGCUUCCCUGUGACGCCAUCUUUCAUGAAGACCUGGAUGAGUGUGAUAUCCCAGCUACCAAGAAGUCCAGGCUGGGCUCUCUGUCUGGGAAGCUGAAAGGCGAUGAGCUGUGUGUUGUGUGUGGUGACAAGGCCUCAGGAUAUCAUUACAAUGCACUCACCUGUGAAGGUUGUAAAGGAUUCUUCCGUCGCAGUAUCACUAAGAAUGCGGUGUACAAGUGUAAGAAUGGAGGGAACUGUGAGAUGGACAUGUACAUGAGACGGAGAUGCCAGGAAUGCCGCCUAAGGAAGUGCAAGGAAGUAGGGAUGCUGGCAGAAUGUCUAUUAACAGAAAUUCAAUGUAAAUCAAAGAGACUAAGGAAAGCCCCAACACUUCGUUCUGUACAGCCCAGCCAAGAGACAUUUGAUGGAAUCGAUUCCAAACAAAUCACUUCCACCACACGACACAACAAACAUAAAAUAGAGUUCACCCAGAAGCAACAAGAACUCCUGAGACAUAUCCUCGAUGCUUUCUCCAAGUAUCGAAUCCCUCAGGAAGUGACCAGGAAGUUGCUACAGCAGAGAAGCAGUGCUGAGGAAAACUUCCUCCUGCUCACUGAAACAGCCACCAGCCAUGUACAGGUGCUUGUCGAAUUCACAAAGAAAUUGCCCGGGUUCCAGACAUUGGACAACGAGGAUCAGAUUGCCUUGCUGAAAGGUUCUGCUGUUGAGGCCAUGUUCCUUCGGUCAGCUCAGAUAUUCAGCAGGAAGAUCCCCUCCCAGCAGAGUAAAUUGCUGGAAGAUCGAAUUCGUCACAGUGGCAUAGCUGAGGAGUACAUCACCCCCAUGUUUAACUUCUAUCGCAGUAUCGGGGAGCUGAAAAUGACACAAGAGGAGUUUAGUCUUUUAACAGCGAUCACCAUUCUGUCACCAGAUCGUUCUUUUGUGAAGAAUUGGGAAGACAUUGACAGACUUCAGGAACCACUGUUGGAAAUCCUGCAGAAAUAUUGCAAACUGAACCACCCAGAGGACCCCCAGCACUUUGCCCGGUUGCUGGGCAGACUCACCGAGCUCAGGACCUUUAACCAUCAUCAUUCAGAGAUGCUGAUGUCCUGGAAGAUUAAUGAUCAGAAGUUCACACCGCUUCUCUGUGAGAUCUGGGAUGUGCAGUGAUUCCCCCUUUCCUCACGAGAAUUCUUGUGUCAAUUACAGGACCCGGUAAUUACAAAUAGCCUGGAAACUGAAGCUGCCAAUUUUGGAACGUUCUGACCCAGCGAGUGUACCCACACUGAGGAAUGUAAGCAUGUUCCUGUCACUCCCUUGCCAGUGCAAAGACUCACUCUUCACAAGCACAGUUUAACUACAAGGAUGUGACAUCUCAGCUCCAUAACACUCACCCAUGUCCAUGAAUAGCAAGGUUCUGCAGGAGAAGCACCGUGCGCCCUAUAUCUUCUUGAAUGAAGUUUGGCACUUUUUAAAUUGUCUUCAUAAUCUUAAAAUACAGACACCCUUCAAAGAUGAUGUAAGAUUAUUUGUAGUCUGUUUGAGCAUUUUGUCUUUAGUGAAUUCUACUUUCACUGAAUGUUUUUUGAGGAGGCAUAUCCAGGGUGAACUGUUGCAACAUCAAGCUUCACAACACUGGGGAAGCAUGGAGGAAAUUAAGUCCCACUCUUCCUGGAAUCAAGACAGAUUUGGUCAGAUUAUCCAAAUUUACCUGAAAGAAAAUACUUAUUCAGAAUUCUCUACUUAACAAACAAAAAGCCCUUUAUUAUGAGUGAAUCGUCCUUAUCUAAUGGCAAACAGGAAGUAGGAAUUGUUAGCUUGUAACUCAAAGGACCAAGAACAAAGAAAGCUACAGCACAGGAACAGGCCCUUCGGCCCUCCAAGCCUGCACCAAUCAAGAUCCUCUGUCUAAACCUGUCAUCUAUUUUCUAACGGUCUGUGUCCAUUUGCUCCCCGCCCAUCCAUGUACCUGUCCAAAUAUACCUUAAAAGACGCUAACGUGUCUGCGUCUACCACCUCCGCAGGCAACGCGUUCCAGGCGCCCACCACCCUCUGUGUAAAGAACUUUCCACACAUAUCUCCAUUAAACUUUCCUCCUCUCACUUUGAACUCAUGACCCCUAGUAAUUCAGUUCCCCACUCUGGGAAAAAGCUUCUUGCUAUCCACCCUGUCUAUACCCCUCAUGAUUUUGUAGACCUCAAUCAGGUCCCCCCUCAAUCUCCGACUUUCUAAUGAAAAUAAUCCUAAUCUAUUCAACCUCUCUUCAUAGCUAGCACCCUCCGUACCAGGCCACAUCCUGGUGAACCUUCUCUGCACCCUCUCCAAAGCAUCCACAUCCUUUUGGUAAUGUGGCGACCAGAACUGUACACAGUACUCCAAAUGUGGCUGAACCAAAGUCCUAUACAACUGCAACAUGACCUGCCAACUCUUGUACUCCAUACCCCACCCAAUGAAGGAAAGCAUGCCAUAUGCCUUCUUGACCACCCUAUUGACCUGUGUUGUCAUCUUCAGGGAACAAUGGACCUGAACACCCAGAUCUCUCUGUUUAUCAAUUUUCCCUAGGACUUUUCCAUUUACUGUAUAGUUCACCCUUGAACUUGAUCUUCCAAAAUGCAUCACCUCGCAUUUGCCCGGAUUGAACUCCAUCUGCCAUUUAUCUGCCCAACUCUCCAGUCUAUCUAUAUUCUGCUGUAAUUUCUGACAGUCCCCUUCACUAUCAGCUACUCCACCAAUCUUAGUGUCAUCAGCAAACUUGCUGAUCAGACCACCUACACCUUCCUCCAGAUCAUUUACAUAUAUCACAAACAAAGUGGUCCCAGCACAGAUCCCUGUGGAACACCACUGGUCACAGGUCUCCAAUUUGAGAAACUCCCUUCUACUACUACCCUCUGUCUCCUGUUGCCCAGCCAGUUUUUUAUCCAUCCAGCUGGUCACCUGGUCAGGAGCAAUCAAAGCAGUAUUGUCACAAAUUUGUGCCCCAAACAUAUCAGUUUGGUUCUGUCUGCUCUCACUCUCACUGUUGCUGCAAAAAGCAACUUUGUUUACAACACACAACAUGCUCGAAUCAAUGUGAUUUAAAAAACUGCAACCAUCGCUUUGCACAUUUAAAGCAGUAUCUUUUAUUUUGGGAGUCCACAACUCAACAGUAAAGGAGGAAAAUUAAAUGUGUGGUUUUUACAAAAGUUUUGCCUUUCCAUUCCUUUGGGCAGAGUGCAUAUCUGAAGAGAAAGAUUGCGGGAUAUAAGUUGAUGAAUUUAAUUUUGUGGAGGGACCGUUAGCCAGUUUCACAUGCAGAGCGAUGGGGAAAGAUGUGCAGAAAUGCUAAUGAUGGAUGCAAUGUUUAGUCUGUUCAAUCCUCUACAGAUAGAAAAAGAUGCAUAAGUGUUCCUUAAAUUCUCAGCUCUGACGUUAUACCAAAACUGUGUCUGACCUCUCAGGAAGAACUUACGUAAAAACUAGGAACUUUGAGCCUGCUCCAUCAUUCAAUAUGAUCAUGGCUGGUCAUCCAACUCAGUCCCCUGUUCCUGCUUUCACUCCAUACUCUUUGAUCCCUUUAGCAAUAAAAACCAUGUGUAACUCUGUUUUGAAAAUAUUUAAUGUUUUGGCCUCAACCACUUUCUGUGGCAGAGAAUUCCAUCGGCUCUCCUCUCUGGGUGAAGAACUUUUUCUUCAUCUGAGCCCUAAAAGACCUAUUGUAUUUCAUUUAGACAGUUAAAGAUCCCAGAGCCUCUAAUUUAAGGAACAUUGUGAAAUGUAUGAACGUACAAACUAGAAGCAGACCAUUUGGCCCCUUCAAACUUGCUCGACCAUUCAAUAGGAUCAUGGCUGAUUUAGCCACUCCACACUGCCACCUACUCUAGAUAAACUUUCACACUCUUGCUUACCAAAAAUCUAUCUACAUCUGCCUUAAAAAUAGUCAAGGGCUGUGCUUCCACCACCUUUCACGAAGAGAUCUCCAAGGACUCAGAGAAAAAAACUUCUCAUCUCUGUCUAUCUUCUCCCAUGAUGUCCUCCAUAUUCACUCUGUCAAGUCCUGCCAAGAUUCUCUGUUUCAAUCGCGUUGUCUCUUACACUUCUAAACUCCAGCCAAUGCAAGCCCCAUCUAUUUAACCUUUCCCUAUCAGUAAACUCCACAGCCCAGUAACUAGUCCAACAAACCUUACACUGAACCAUCUCCAAUACAUCUACAUCCUUUCUUUAGCAAGGUAACCAACACCAUCCACUCGUCAAGAAAUGUGGAGCUGGAAAAUCACAUCAGGUCAGACAGCAUCCAAGGAACAGGAAAGUCAACAUUUCGGGUCAAAACCCUUCAUCAGGACUCAGCUGUCUCCAACACUGAAUAUAAUACUUGAGAUAUAGAACAUAGAACAUUAUGGCGCAGUACAAGCCCUUCAGCCCUCGACGUUGCACCGACCUGUGAAAGCAAACUGAAGCCCAUCUAACCUACACUAUUCCAUUGUCAUCCAUAUGUUUAUCCAAUGACCAUUUAAAUGCCGUUAAACUUGGUGAGUCUACUACUGUUGCAGGCAGGGCAUUCCACACCCUUACUACUCUCUGAGCAAAAAACCUGCCUCUGACAUCUGUCCAAUAUCUAUCACCCCUCAUUUUAAAGCUAUGUCCCCUCGUGCAAGACAUCACCAUCCGAGGAAAAAGGCUCUCACUGUCCACCCUAUCUAAUCCUCUGAUCAUCUUGUAUGUCUCUAUUAAAUUGCCUCUUUGCCUUCUUCUCUCUAACGAAAACAGCCUCAAGUCCAUCAACCUUUCCUCAGAAGACCCUCACUUCAGACCAGGCAACAUCCUGGUAAAUCUCCUCUGCACCCUUUCCAAUGCUUCCACAUCCUUCUGAGAUAUGGUCUGACCAAUGCCCUGUAGCUUCACCCAGUGCCUUGAUCAACAUGUAAUUCUCAUCAGUUAAAAUCUGAUUAAACCAGCCUGGAGAAGCUUGUAUAGGCUGGAAAAUGUGCUCAUUGCUAAGUCGGUUAAUGGGCACACAUUGUAUGUUGAAAAAAUGGUCUGUACACACAUUAAUUUCUACAGCAAUGGCCAUUUCAGUGAGUCUGACAUCACAACAAUGGUUACACUUCCAAAAGUACUUCAUUCACUGUGAAGCUUUUGGAGAGAUUUAGAGACGUGAAAGGUGCUAUGGAAAUGUAAUUCCUUGCCUUAUUCCUCAAAGCAUUUUAUCAUGUUUGCUGAAACUAACGUGGACCUCGAAGAGUUCUGUGGUUUGGUAUUGAAGGCAAAUUGAGAAAUCUUUUCACACAAUUUUACUCCGAAAAGGAAGCUGUGAAACCCUCCCACGUGAAGAUAUCUUAUUUCAAAGAGGCAACCAAUCAGGUAUUACAUUGUGACUUGGGACGGAAGCUCGCUCAUGGAAAAGAAAAAGAAAUGUUGCAUUAUAUCUGAACAGGAGUAGGCCACUCAGCCCUCUGAGCCUGUUCCACUACUCAGUGCGAUCAUGGCUGAGCUGAUUUUAACCUUAGCUCUACAUUCCUGUACAUCCCCGAUAAUCUUUCAUCCCUUUGGCCAUCAGGAAUCUAUCUACCUCUGUCUUAAAAAUACUUAAAAAUUCUGCAUCUUUUGCCUUUUGAAGAAGCGAAUUCCAAAGAUUCACAACCCUCUGAGAGGGAAAAAAAGAAUUUCUUCAUCUCUGUCUUAAAUAGGCACCCCCUCAUUUUAAACAGUGACCCCGUCCCCGCCCCCCGGAUCUCAAUUCUUCCACAAAAGGAAACAUUCUUUCCAAAUCCGUCUGGUCAAGUCCCCUUAGAUUCUAAUAGGAUUUAAUUAGUUCAACUCCGACUCUUGUAAACUCUAGAGGAACCAGACCCAGACUGUCCAACCUUCCCUCAGUCCACUUAUUCCAAUCUAACCAUUGUGAAGCCAUUACAGGGUAGAGAAUUACAUCAGCAUCAAAUCUGAACGCAUUGCAGUUCACAUUCAUAAUGUGUUGCAUGUUGAAGUUAUUAAGGAAUUCUUACUCACACUAUAUAACGAUUAAUUUAAUGUGAUAACAUUAUAACUAGCAUUGAUGCCAUGAUCAGAAAAAUAUUUGUGAAA
Stegostoma tigrinum is the source of this 6454-nucleotide messenger RNA. RefSeq names its product nuclear receptor subfamily 1, group H, member 4 (gene nr1h4). The record is from RefSeq and is a predicted model, not a curated record. NCBI's taxonomy places the organism in Eukaryota, Metazoa, Chordata, Chondrichthyes, Orectolobiformes, Stegostomatidae. Gene Ontology annotation, biological process: bile acid signaling pathway; negative regulation of transcription by RNA polymerase II; negative regulation of inflammatory response. Gene Ontology annotation, molecular function: bile acid binding; RNA polymerase II cis-regulatory region sequence-specific DNA binding; zinc ion binding. The coding region runs from base 137 to 1567 and encodes 476 amino acids. The transcript is spliced from 10 exons.